GCGGGCGGACCCGCGCUGCGGACAGCUGUUCUCGCUUGAGGAAGCGCCUGUCCGCUGGAGCGGAGCCUGCCCUCUGCUCCCUGUGAUCCCGUGAGCUGGGGAGCUUUGCCUUGGACUCCGAGCACACCAGCGAUGCGUAUCGGGGCAUAGAGCUGGGAAACACAUGAAACAGCAGCUGAUAUGAUCUCACUGGAAUGUCAUGGAACCAAAAAUGCCCAGUAUUUGUUCAUUUAAAACUACAGCAUAACUCAGAAAUGCUAAGCUCUGAAAUGUCUGAAGAGCCAGAGUUCCAUCUGGUUCCUUUAGUGAGAGACACCACUUCAGUCCACUCGAGAGUCUUUGGCUAUAUAGCAAUUACCAGCUUACAAACAUGCAUCCCUGCCAGUGAUAGGUGCCAUGGGGUUUCUGAGGAUGCUGGUUCAGAUUAAAAGUUUCGUUUUGUUUUGCCAGAUUUCUCUUUGUUUUGAUAGAAGACUGGGGAAUACACAGUUACUUUAAAAAAAAAAAUCAUACGUUUAAGCCAGGUCUCAACCCAGAAAUUAUCUUAUGAUCCUUGUUUUGCGCAAGCCAAUGGCUGCAGCUGCUUUAAAAAGUUCCAUAUGAGUGCAUGAGAGAAGAAAGUGGUGUUUAUUAGGAAAUAUUACUUUGUUACUUUUUGCACCCCAGUAAACCAUUCAUGGAGGAAAAAAUAAAGUUUUCAUGAAGUUAUACUUUGGUCAAGCUGAAGUGGGACUUAGAGGUUUUGGUGAAUUUGGCUUCAAGUGUCAUUGGAUUUCUGAUACUGUAUGGAAAUUAGAAUAGUGUUUUUCUGUGUCUGUCACAUGUUAACUUUUAUCCCUUGUCUUAUAGUACUUCCCAUGUGCUUUUGUGUCCCCAAGAAGUUCUUAUAAAUAUGCAUUGUUGCUUGUACUUAAUAUCGGGGAGGGGGGAGUGAGAAUAGGGUUCAAAAUAUGAAAUCUUCUGGAGUGUUUUUUGGAGACAUUGCUCCAUGGUUUGGCACAUGGGGGUGAGGGGGGAAAGAAACAUCAAUCUAGGAUAAUUCAUGGUCUUUUAACUGAAGUGACAGGGAUGGGAUACUUUCCAGUCUGGCCCUGAGUCAGUGAAGAGUGAGUCCUUCCUGUUGUGGUAAUCAGUCCUUGUGAGAAGAAAGACUCACUGAGACAGCAUAUGUCAGUAGGUAUGCUCUUCUAAUUGCUGUGGCUGUACUGCCAAACUUACUGCCUUUGUGCAAACGUAAAGGCGUAGAUGGACUCAGAGUGAAUGGAAGCUGUGUUUUUACUCUUGGAAAGUGACUUCUCCACCAUCUAAGCCUGGACAGUGGUUGAAGUGGCAGAUUGGGUACCGAUUGCUAAGGAGACUGCAGCAUAUUUAGUAAGUAUGGCAGUUCUGGCAUCGUGACCUCGUUCCAGGACAUAUACACUGUUCCCUCCGCUUCUCCUGUUCCAGUGUUUAAAUGACUCCGCUUUGCAGGCGGUACUGUUGCUGGUAACAAUUCCAGGGGUGCGUUUCUAGAUGAAUGAGGCUUUGUCGAUUUUGCGAAAAGACUUCUGCUCUAGUGAACAAAAUUUUGCUAGAGGGAUGAGUGCUGCCCUUGAGCAUUUACAUGUGUUCUCAUUUGUCACUCAGAAACAAACGUGGUAAAGUGAUUAAGCCUCUGCAGUAUCAGUCAACAGUGGCACCAGGCACCGUUGCAAGAGUGGAACCAAAUAUUAAGUGGUUUGGAAAUACUCGUGUGAUCAAGCAAUCAUCCCUACAGAAAUUUCAAGAAGAAAUGGAAACUGUCAUGAAAGAUCCUUACAGAGUGGUGAUGAAGCAAAGCAAGUUACCAAUGUCCCUCUUCCAUGAUCGGAUCAAACCUCAUACCUCCAGAGUUCACAUUCUUGACACAGAAACGUUUGAAACAACAUUUGGCCCCAAAUCACAGAGGAAGAAACCAACUCUUUCUGCAAGUGAUGUGCAUUCUCUGCUGGAGAACGCAGAAGCCUCAUCAGAAUCUUAUGAUCAGGACAAGGACCGAGACCUUGUGACAGAAGACACUGGUGUGAGGGAUGAAGCACAAGAAGAAAUAUUUAAGAAGGGGCAGUCCAAAAGAAUCUGGGGUGAGCUCUACAAGGUGAUAGACUCAUCAGAUGUUGUCGUGCAAGUUCUUGAUGCCAGGGAUCCCAUGGGUACUCGCUCCCCUCACGUGGAAUCCUACCUUAAAAAGGAAAAACACUGGAAACAUCUCAUUUUUGUCCUGAACAAAUGUGAUCUUAUUCCUACUUGGGCUACAAAGCGCUGGGUUGCUGUCCUCUCCCAGGAGUAUCCAACACUUGCUUUUCAUGCCAGUCUCACAAACCCUUUUGGCAAAGGAGCCUUCAUACAGCUUUUAAGGCAGUUUGGAAAGUUACACUCUGACAAGAAACAGAUCAGUGUGGGUUUCAUUGGUUAUCCAAACGUUGGCAAAAGCUCAGUGAUCAAUACAUUGCGGUCUAAGAAGGUCUGCAGUGUGGCCCCCAUCGCAGGUGAAACAAAGGUGUGGCAAUACAUUACCUUGAUGCGGCGGAUUUUUCUCAUUGACUGCCCGGGUGUAGUUUAUCCGUCUGGAGACACUGAAACCGACAUUGUGCUGAAGGGAGUGGUUCAAGUUGAAAAGAUUAAAAGCCCUGAAGAUCAUAUUAGUGCAGUGCUGGAAAGAGCCAAACCAGAGUACAUCAGAAAGACAUACAAAAUUGAUUUCUGGAAGGAUACGGAAGACUUUCUUGAGAAGCUUGCUUCUAGGACUGGAAAACUGCUAAAGGGUGGCGAGCCUGAUGUGCAAACUGUGAGCAAAAUGGUUCUCAAUGACUGGCAGAGGGGCAGAAUUCCAUUCUUUGUGAAGCCACCUAACGCAGAAGCAGGUCCUCAGCCUCCUGCAUUGGAAGUAGCAAUGGCAUCAAGUCAAGAUAACAGUGAAGAGGAAAUCUCUGAGCCAGUAGCAUCAAGCGUGGAGCCAGCAGAAGAGAAAAACAAUACAGACACUGAAAUUAAGCAACUUAUGUCACAUGUUCGGCAGAACUUUGGGAGGAUUAAUGUGGCGCCUCAGUUCUCAGAAGAAGACCUGGUUCCUGUAGAUGUGUCAGGCUUUGAUGAAACAGACAGUGACUCUCCUGCAGAGGAGGAGCAGGAAGAGGAGGAGGAGGAAAAUGAGCAACACCAAGACUCUGCAGUAGAGGAGGAAUCACAGUCAGCUGUACAAGAUGCCAGGGAGAGCUCUAAGGCAGUUAUUCAGGCUUUGGAGGAAAAGAUUGCAAAAUACAAAAAAUUCCUGGAUAAAGCCAAAGCCAAGAGAUUCUCAGCAAUAAGAAUCCCUAAACAGCUGAGUGAAAAAGUAUUUGCGAAAUCUGAGCAGAAGUCUGAAGAACUCAAAGAAAACGAAGACAGAGGCUGCACAGGGAAGAGAAGAAAAAGGAAAGCAGAAGAGGAGGAUGAAGAUGGCCAUUCGGCUAAACAGCCCUGCAAGAAACUUACAUCCAAAGAAAGGAGACGAGCUGAGAGGCAGCAGCGCUCCAAGAAAGUUGGAGUCCGAUAUUACGAAACUCACAACGUGAAAAAUAAGAAUAAGAACAAGAAAAAAAGUGGCUUGGAGGGACAAAGAUCAAAGCACAAGAAAUACAAGCAUAAGCAAUAACUGCUGGUUCUAUUAAAUUUUACAUAAAACA
Struthio camelus australis is the source of this 3680-nucleotide messenger RNA. NCBI's taxonomy places the organism in Eukaryota, Metazoa, Chordata, Aves, Struthioniformes, Struthionidae. The record is from RefSeq and is a predicted model, not a curated record.